This is a messenger RNA of Notolabrus celidotus (New Zealand spotty), 5326 nucleotides long. Its product is annotated as sodium- and chloride-dependent GABA transporter 2-like. The transcript has 20 exons. Lineage: Eukaryota; Metazoa; Chordata; Actinopteri; Labriformes; Labridae. The record is from RefSeq and is a predicted model, not a curated record. Gene Ontology annotation, biological process: sodium ion transmembrane transport. Gene Ontology annotation, cellular component: membrane. Bases 1055 to 2542 code for a protein of 495 amino acids.
CACAGGAUCUACACUGACUACUGAGCAACUGCAGACCUCCCUCUGCUCCGUUUUGAGCCAAAAUGGCCGCCACCAACUGCCGCGAUUCAGCGAGAAGAGAGGACGAGGACGAGGAAACGACGUCACGAAGAGGGGAAAUAACACACUAGUAAUGACACAGCAGAGACACAUCGGAGGACUUGGAGGUAUCUUGAGAGGUCUUGAGCUGUACAUAUUCUAACAUCCUUCUGCUCCAACGCUGAAAUCGACAUGGCCGUCCCAGCUUGACUGACGCCGCGUCCAUCCUGACUGCCACAGAUGGAUAGAGGAGGACUGUUAUCGUCUUCUCUGGAGGGUCCAUCUGCUGCUUGAAGUCUGACAGGAGCCCUGGAACGAGAAACAUGUAACGGAGCGGCGUCGGACUGACAGCUGCUGCAUGAAGACAUCAAAGGAGCGGAGUCGGACUGACAGCUGCUGCAUGAAGACAUCAAAGGGGCGUGUUUGAAUCUCUUCCAGAACCAGUCAUGGCAGACAAGAUGCCUCCAGAGCAGGAGAACCCGCUUCUCAACCACGCAGGCCUCCCGAACGGGAAAGACGGCAGCAAAGAUGGCCUUCAGGCGCGAGGCCAGUGGGCCAGCAAGGCGGAGUUCCUCCUGGCGGUGGCGGGGCAGAUCAUCGGGCUGGGCAACGUCUGGAGGUUCCCUUAUCUCUGCUACAAGAAUGGAGGAGGUGUGUUCUUCGUGCCCUACCUGUUGUUCCUGGUCCUGUGUGGGAUCCCCCUCUUCCUUCUUGAGACCUCUUUGGGACAGUACACAAGCCUGGGAGGAGUCAGCGCCUGGAGGACAAUCUGCCCGUUAUUCGGAGGCAGAAACCUCCAGCAGGACCAGACUCAUGUUGGAUACACAUCUGCUGAGACCGAGUUGGAGAGAGGGAUGAUAGUGAUGAGACGGAUAGUAGCAAUUGUAGCAGCAGGAGUCUUGCACGUCCACAGCAGCAGACAUCCAGAGGAACCUACGGGACAAGAGAGCUCAGGGACUCCAGAGAGGUCUAUGGUCUGGGCUACGCCAGCCAGGUGAUGAUCCUGCACGGCUGUGUGUACUACAUUGUCAUCCUGGCCUGGGCGCUCUUCUACCUGUGCUACAGCUUCCAGGCGGAGCUGCCGUGGUCGCACUGCAACAACACGUGGAACACCGAGUCGUGUUUCCUCUUUGACCACCACAACCAGUCAGCCAAUGGGAGCAGUCUGCCUGAGAACGCCACCUCUCCUGUCAUGGAGUUCUGGGAGCGAGAGGUCCUGCGGCUCUCCAGCAGCUUGGACGAGCUGGGUCCGGUCAGCUGGAAGCUGGCUCUGUGUCUGGCCGUCGUCUGGUUCGUGUGCUACUUCUGCGUCUGGAAGGGAGUGAAGUCCACCGGAAAGGUGGUGUACCUGACAGCCACCUUCCCAUACCUCAUGCUGUUUGUGCUGCUAGUGCGCGGUGCCACACUGCCCGGAGCGACCCAGGGCAUCAUCUACUACCUCAAACCCAACAGCACUCGCCUGGCAGACCCACAGGUGUGGAUGGAUGCAGGUACCCAGAUUUUUUUCUCGUAUGGAAUCUGUUUGGGAAGUCUCACAGCACUCGGCAGCUACAACAAAUACAACAAUGACUGCUAUAAGGACUCUUUCCUCCUGUGCCUCCUGAACAGCGGCACCAGUUUCCUGGCAGGUUUCGCCAUCUUCUCGGUGCUGGGCUUCAUGGCUGAGGAGCAGGGCGUGGACAUCGCCUCUGUGGCACAGUCAGGUCCCGGCCUGGCCUUCAUCGCCUACCCAAGAGCUGUCGCCAUGAUGCCAGUCCCCCAGCUCUGGGCCGUCUGCUUCUUCCUCAUGAUCAUCAUGCUGGGGCUGGACACGCAGUUUGUGAGUCUAGAGGCCCUGAUGACGUCGGUGACUGACCUGUACCCUCACCUGAUCCGACGAGGACACCGCAGAGAGCUGCUGCUGCUGUUCGUCUGCAUCGUCUGCUUCCUGGUCGGGCUGGUCAUGGUCACGCCGGGCGGUUUGUAUGUGUUCCAGAUCUACGACCAUUUCUCCUGCAGCGGGGCAAGCCUGCUGCUGCUCUCUAUAUUCCAGUCUCUGGCCAUCGGCUGGGUCUACGGAGCCGAGCGCUUCAGCGAGAACAUCAGGGACAUGACGGGCUACAGCCCCCUGCCCGUCUUCAGACUGUGCUGGAAAUACUUGACCCCAGCUGUGUGCACUGCUACUUUUAUGUUUUCAUUGGUGCAUUGGUCUCCUUUGAAGUUGGGGAAGGGGAUAGUUGCACCACCUUGGGCCACCACCUUGGGCUGGAUCCUUACGCUCUCCUCUGUCUCGCUGCUUCCCAUCUGGGCCAUCUACGCUCUACUCACCGCCCCAGGAUCUCUGGCGCAGCGGUUCCAGUAUCUGUGCAGCCCCUCCGACAAGCUACCCCUCGCCCUGCGGCACUUCCCCUCCAGCAACUCCUCGCUGCCGUACAGCUCGGCACUGCCGCUGACCGACAAGCCAAAGGAGCCGAUCACAGACAUAAUCCAGGACCGUAUGACCUGAUAAUGGUCAGUGACAAUGAAUUGGUCAGCCGAUCGGGUGUGGCCAAGGGGAGGGUCCGGGUUAGCUGCUGGGUCCAUGAUCCAGCGGCUGGAUCCUUGAAAAGGGAGGUCUUAACGGAGCAUGGAGGCAAGAAGAUCCAACAAAUGGAGUUUGCCUGAUAAGGAGGACAUCUUUGCAGGCAUUGGUUUCCCACAAUCCACUGCAAACAGGUCCACUUUUAAAUCAAACAUUCAGGCGAUCGGUGUAUUUAUCCAGACCAAUGAUCAGACUGAAGAUGCUGCACGUUUUAAUCACAGAAACGGUCACAUUUUCUCCCCGGCGUUCAGCUCAGAGAGCAAAACAAUCAAACAUAGCAUCUGUUAUUGCUUAACUUUACAACCCCAGCCUGAAUGCUACCUAGUUUCUGUUUUUAAGAAGCAUUCUGCACAAAGCAAUAAGUCUCUGAGGGUCCAUCCCAGCUCGCUCUUCCGUUAAGACCUGCCCCCCCCCCCCCUGUUACUGGCUAUCAGACUCUGUUGUUCUAAAGCAACACACACUCCUCGACCUAGACGACGUAUCUGCUGAGAUCUUAAGCUUUUCUUUGUUUGACUAACUGAAUCCCUGUACUUGAGGAACCUUUAAUCACAGCUCCUAUAGCCAUCCAGCAUUACAGAGUGACUUAACUACCACCUUACUCUCUAUGAGAGAUCAGCGCUUUGGUUAGCACGCUUAGCUUAGCUCUUUAUUUCCAUUUUUAACUGAUGACUUUAACAUGUCAGACAUUUUUUAUACAGGGAUCUGUCGGCUCUUCUUCUUUGUGUUUUUAUCCGUGCUUCGCCCUCCGUGGUUUCCACAUCACGAGGUUCGAAUGGUUCAUGACAUGCCUUACACUCAGACCAAGUGGUGCUCAUCCAAGAGUUAGUUUAUCCAAAUAGAACUGUUUACUGCCAACACACACGAAGCACUGAGCUCCACGUCUUGGUCACACUUCAACGCCGACAGAAUCAUUGAAAUGUGUAGUAACUGCUUUGAAUCAUUAUUUAUAUCAUCGAGAGAGAGAGAGAGAGAGAAAGUGGGCUGGAACUUUUUAUUCUUUUCUUUUUUAGCUUUCUUUUUUUUUCCAAAUGAAGGAGAGGAUUGGGCCACUCGUUUAGAAAUCCUGAGUUAGAUUAGAAGACAAAUUAAGAAUCCAUAGUAAGACAAUGUAAAGUAGUACAAGCUUAUAUUUAAUCUAAAGCCAAAGAGAAAGAUCGAAAUCUCCAUUGUGAUUUUAAAGUUUCAAAUCUGAGGCCUAAGAAUGACUAAUUCUGAGAUUACAGUCAGAAAUCUGAGUUUAAAGAUCAUGCAAUUCUUAUUCUGUGAUUACUUUUGCAGAAUAAUAAAGUAGUCCCAGAUAAAUUAGUAACUACAGGUUUAAAUUAGAUUGUUAUCACUGUAAAGACUAAAUAUGUACCCGUUUUCAUACCAGUUUGAGGGGUAAAGGGUUAAAAGUGGUAAAGUCAGAAUUCUGUGAAUAAACACUUCAAGAUUAAAGUCAGAAGUGUGAGAAUAAAGUCUGGAAUAUUUUAUUAUUUUCAGUUUGCUUGUCAGAAUUCCAAGAACAAAGCCAGAAUUCUAAAAGUUACAUCAACAUGAGUCCUGUGGACGCUCAAGGAACUGCAGUUUAAUAUUUAAUAUUUAAUAUUUUAAGACUAGAGGUUGCCGCUCAGUUUAAAAUCAGAAUCAAAAUGUAACAUUUCUGGUUGUUUGUAUGAAUAAAGACAGAGGGAACAUUUCUGCUAAUCAAGUUUAAUGUUUUUAAAUUAAGUUUAGAUUUAGAUUUCUGCAAUUACAAUCACGAGAGUUCAAAUCCAGAUAUCUGAGAGUAGAGUUUGAGGUAUUAGAUCAUGACGUUUCAAUCUUAGAGGAUUACGUAAUCUCAUAUUUAAAGUUGAAAUGGUGUGGCCCCGAUCCUUCUCCGGUCUAACGCACAAAAAUCAAGUGCUGUCUCUGCAAACUAAAGGCAUUACUUGCACUUCUUUGCACUGUACCAAAAAGAAAAACAAGCCUCACUAACCGAGAUGGAAACGUGUGUCAGAUCUGAAUCAGCAUGGGUUCAUUUAGCGUCAAACGUUGCUGCUGCUGUUAAAAAAAAAAAAGAACAGCAAAUAUUUUUAUUCUAUGCCCGUGAAAUAUUUAAGAUAUUUAAGUAGGUUUUUACUAACUGCAAACUUUCCACUCCUGGAGACUGGAGGCGUCUUUAACUGUACCAUGAAUGCUGACAUGCAGUAGAACUUUAAAUCACCUGUAUGUAGCGAGGGAUGUUUCUGAAGAAUGCAGUAUGUAAAUGUACAUUUUGUAGAGAUGUUCUCAUGAUUGUCUUUUAUUACCUCCUUUACCUUUUUAUGAGGAUGUCGUCGAUUUCACCGAACAAUGAGACUACCUUCCUCCACGACGCUGGUUUACAGAUUUCUUUUUUUCGAGUGCCGACUUUUUAAAACACAACUUCUGCUGUCCUCCCGGAGUCCUGAGAGGGUUUAAAUCUCCGUUAAUUUACCGCACUCAAAGUCAAGGACGGAGUGUUCCCUGCAGGAAACUACACUCAUGAAUCUGUGGGAGUAAAAAAACAUCGACUGACGUUUGAAGAUUCAUAACAUCCGAACAGGACGCAGAAACCCAUCUGGUUUAUUCUUUCAUUUACUUGAAAUUGACCGUAGUGUUAUCAUCUCUGUUUACAGGUGUAUAGAUGUGCCUCUUUAUUUGAAUAUGGCCUUCUUUUGUAUGUGUAUCAUUAUUUUUAAAUGAAUAUAUACAUUGUGGAUAAGA